Messenger RNA from Cottoperca gobio, 624 nucleotides. RefSeq names its product crystallin beta gamma X (gene crybgx). The transcript has 6 exons. Gene Ontology annotation, biological process: lens development in camera-type eye; visual perception. Lineage: Eukaryota; Metazoa; Chordata; Actinopteri; Perciformes; Bovichtidae. The coding region runs from base 1 to 624 and encodes 207 amino acids. The record is from RefSeq and is a predicted model, not a curated record. Gene Ontology annotation, molecular function: structural constituent of eye lens.
AUGAACAUCUUUACUAAGGUCUCAGGAUUAGCCCAACAAACCAGCAAGCUGGGGUCUGUGCUCCAACGUGCCUUCUACGGGUCCAGUGGGAAGGUGACCCUUUUCGAGCAGAGGAACUUCGCCGGCAGACGGCUGGACCUGAGCUCCGACUGUGCCAGGCUCAGUGACAAGAACUUCCCAGAGAGAUGCAACUCUGUGCAGGUGGAGAGCGGAGCAUGGGUCGGUUACGAGCAUGAGAACUUCCGCGGCCGUCAGUACCUGUGGGACAUGGCCGAGCGGGGAGAGUACAACUGCUACGACAAGUGGUGUGCUCAGGUGGACCACGUCUCUUCUGUCCGUGCUGUCAAACAGGACAACAAUCCUGGCAAAGCUCAGCUGUUUGAGCGAGCUGGCUUCACUGGUAAGAAGAUGGAGAUCCAGGAUGACAUCCCCAACCUGAUGAGUCGCUACAGCCUCAACAGAGUCGCCUCCAUGCGUGUGCUCGGAGGAGCCUGGGCUGUGUACCAGGAGCCAAACUACAGAGGGCCUCAUUACAUCCUGGAGAAGCGUGAUUACAACAACUUCUCUGACUGGGGCAGCCAGAACAGCACCGUGGGCUCCAUGCGCAGAGUCCGCUUCACCUAA